Molecule: messenger RNA, 2419 nt
Organism: Xenopus laevis (African clawed frog)
Lineage: Eukaryota; Metazoa; Chordata; Amphibia; Anura; Pipidae
Gene: rbm47.L
Product: RNA binding motif protein 47 L homeolog
Exons: 5
Coding region: 526-2298 (590 amino acids)
Cellular component (GO): nucleus; cytoplasm
Molecular function (GO): nucleic acid binding; RNA binding
Source: RefSeq, a predicted model, not a curated record
GCAAAAAAAAGAGAAAGAGAGAGAGAGAACGAAACCAGUUCUGUUACAGCCUAAAAAGAGCACUUUGCUUUUUGCAUAUGUAAUUAGACCACUUCACUCCUUACAAGAUUUAGCCAAAUUAGUGCAGGCAUGUUUUAAGGGUCCUCAUACUUUUUUUUUUUUGUCUUGUCAGACUCCUCUCAGCCCCUGCUUAGUAAAUUUGUUGGAAUGUUCAGCUUUUGUUGAGUCAGGAUUUAAGCCCCUUUGGACCUGCUAAUUGCAAGUUUGUAUGCUGUGCAUUUUUUUAGUUCUCCGCAUCAGAAAAAGAGAGAGUGAAAUCUAAAGGGAGGCUUAAGACGGAAGGAUUCAGUUGCUAUAAACAACAGGAGGUGUUCGGCUCGGCUACUUGAAAGUAGAAGCAAAAGAAGGUGAAUAAGUCAUUGCAGACCAGCAAAGAGAAGUUUCCAGUGUCAGAAAAGGGGACAGUUUGGACCUGUAGCCCAAAGUAACAUCAGGUUUCAGCAAGCACUGUAUGACUUUGGCAUAAUGACAGCAGAAGAUUCCACUGCAAUGAUAAGCAACGAAUCAUCAAAUAUGUCUACUUCUAACAUUCCUGAGGGCGUGGCUGGAGCCCCUAAUGAAGCCGCACUGCUUGCACUCAUGGAGCGUACAGGUUAUACUAUGGUCCAAGAGAAUGGACAGAGGAAAUAUGGUGGUCCACCCCCAGGUUGGGAAGGAUCCACUCCCCCCCGUGGUUGUGAAGUGUUUGUUGGAAAAAUACCCAGGGAUGUUUAUGAAGACGAGUUGGUCCCAGUGUUUGAAAGUGCAGGUAGCAUCUUUGAAAUGCGCCUGAUGAUGGACUUUGAUGGAAAGAAUCGCGGCUAUGCCUUUGUCAUGUACACAAAAAAGCACGAAGCAAAGCAAGCAGUCAGGGAGCUGAACAACUAUGAAAUAAGGCCAGGGAGACUGUUGGGGGUUUGCUGUAGUGUUGACAACUGCAGACUGUUCAUUGGGGGCAUCCCAAAGAUGAAGAAAAGAGAAGAGAUUUUGGAAGAAAUCUCCAAGGUGACAGAAGGGGUUCUUGAUGUCAUUGUUUAUGCCAGUGCUGCUGAUAAAAUGAAAAAUCGAGGGUUCGCCUUUGUAGAGUAUGAAAGCCAUCGAGCAGCUGCCAUGGCAAGACGGAAACUGAUGCCGGGAAGAAUCCAACUGUGGGGCCACCAGAUUGCAGUUGACUGGGCAGAACCAGAGAUUGAUGUUGAUGAAGAUGUGAUGGAAACCGUUAAAAUUCUUUAUGUCCGAAACCUGAUGAUUGAAACAUCCGAGGAUGCAAUUAAAAUGAUCUUUGGCCAGUUCAAUCCUGGGUGCGUUGAGCGGGUUAAGAAAAUAAGAGACUAUGCUUUUGUGCAUUUUGCAAGUAGGGAAGAUGCAGUGCAGUCUAUGAGGAAACUUAACGGGACUGAACUGGAAGGAUCCUGCAUAGAAGUCACUUUGGCCAAGCCUGUAGAUAAGGAACAGUACACACGUUACCAGAAAGCUGCGAAAGGAGGGGCACCUGCCACAGCUACAGCCCCGGAAGUGACCCAGCCCAAUUACAUUUACUCUUGUGACCCAUAUACCUUGGCAUACUAUGGAUACCCAUACAGUGCCCUGAUUGGUCCAAACAGAGAUUACUUUGUCAAAGCAGGCAGCUUAAGAGGCAGAGGGAGAGGUGCCGCUGGCAACAGAGCCCCUGGUCCGAGGGGAGCCUACCUGGGGGGAUACUCAGCAGGCCGUGGCAUUUAUAGCAGAUAUCAUGAAGGGAAGGGUAAACCGCAAGAAAAAGGCUUUGAACUUGUACCCAACCUGGAAUUACCUGCAGUCAAUCCAGUUGCUCUUAAACCCGGUACAGUGGCAAUCCCUACUAUUGGUACCCAGUACUCCAUGUUUCAGGGUGCUUCCGCUGCUAAGUUAAUGGAAGAAGGCAAAAUACACGGGAUGGAGCACAUGAUGAAUCCGAUGGCUGUCCAGGCAGAUCCAGCAACUGCAGCCGCAGUGGCUGCAGCAGCCGCAGCGGCAGGGAUUCCUUCAGUUUCAACACCUCCACCAUUUCAGGGCCGUCCAAUCACUCCAGUAUACACCAUGACUCCCAAUGUGCAAAGGAUUCCUGCUGCAGGGAUUUAUGGUGCAAGCUACGUACCCAUUGCAGCUCCUGCCACAGCCUUAGCCACACUACAGAAGAACACAGCAGCGAUGUAUGGAGGGUAUGCUGGCUAUAUACCUCAGGCCUUUCCUGCUGCAACCAUCCAAGUUCCACUGCAUGAUAUCUACCCAACAUAUUAAGACUCUCAGCGUGGUUUUCAGGAUGGUGGGGGGGGGAGGGGUUUGAACUGAAGGAACUCUUUUAAUAUUUAUGAAGAAAGACCAUAAAAAAUAUAUUCUAAAAGAAUAUUUUAUACAUGUG